AUGGCCGCCGCCGCCGCGGUCGCGGUCGCCACUGGCGCCGACUGGACCGUCGUCCGCCGGCGUGGCGGCCGCCGCCGAGGUGACGUCCCGGUCACCACCUCCCACCUUGACGCCCCGCCGCCACUCCCGUUGACCCCGAUCCCGUGGGCGCCCUCCGACCCGUCCCUCGACCCAGCCCGCGUCUCCCGCCUCCUCGACCGCGCCCGGGCCGCGAUCUCCCGCGUCGAGGCCUCCCGCUUAUACCGCCGCCUCCUCCUCCCCGACUCCCCGCUCUGCCGCCGCCUCGCCUCGCUCGCCCCCGCCCGCCUCUCCCUCCUCGGCGUCGGCAGCUUCGAGUCCUCCCCGGCCGCGCGCCUCCAGCUCGCGCUCGCGGCACUCCUCCGCCGCGACCUCCUCCCGGGCGCCUCCGCCACGGCCGACCUCUUCGACCCCGUCCUCUCCUCCGUCGAGUGCGCCGUCGCCGUCGCCCUCGGCUUCGCCGUCCCGAACCUCGACGACGGGUGCGGCCGCCGCGUGGAGGAGCCCACCCUCUUCUACAUGCCCCACUGCGAGGCGUCGCUCUACGACGCGCUCCUCGUGGCCAACUGGGAGCCCCGCGCUCAGCUCCGCCGAGUCUGCGUGCUCGGCAAUAGCUUCCGGCGGUACGCUGUGCAGGCGGAAGAGAACCGCUCGGGACCCGCCGCCAAGGCCAAUCUUGUUCUCAAGGCAGGGCGGUUCGCGUGGGAGCAGCGGAUCGACGAGGCCGGGGAUGUGGACGACGAGGACUGGUUCGCCCGUGCGUUCAACGAGACGAGCUGGCAUUUCUUCGAGGUGGACCAAGACGUCGACCAGAGGACGGAGAUAAGUUCGCAAGCUUUGUCCUUCGAGAAAUUAUCACUGUAA
This is a messenger RNA of Triticum turgidum subsp. durum (durum wheat), 882 nucleotides long. NCBI's taxonomy places the organism in Eukaryota, Viridiplantae, Streptophyta, Magnoliopsida, Poales, Poaceae. The record is from the annotation of a GenBank genome assembly.